AUGCGCAAUCCCCCCGAAAGCAUCAACCACCUCCUCGACACCCUCACCAACAACCCCUCCUCCCCCUCCCUCCGCAUCCACUUCCCCGCCGAAACCGUCUCCUCCCCAGGCCAGCACCUCUCCACCACCACCUCCGCAACCCCCCCUUCCUUCUCCGUCUCGGCCUCGGCCCUCCACAACCUCAAAUUCCCCAACAACGACCUCUCACCCGUCUCCUCCCACACCGACCCUGACGACGACGCAAACAAACCCUCCACCUCCACCAAAAAUGAAGACCAACCUGACAUAAACCCCCUCACCAUCCCCCGCUUCCUAAUCACCACCCUCGACCUCGACCCCCCCUUCCCUUCUUUUCCAGUCCUGGGCCCAAUCCUCCACGGCAUGCAGGCCGACCUGGCAUUGUCGACCUCUUUCACGGGCGAGGAUGACAUUGACACAAACAAGCAGUUUAUCCCUCUGGAGCGGGACACUAGGUUCAACCUAGGUGAGGAUGACAUAGGGGAAGUGGCGCAGUACAUGGGCCCUUCCCCGCCGGGGUGGAGCGAGCCGCAUCGCUAUGUUUGUCUGAUGUGGCAGCAGCCCGAGGGGGUGACUGGAGACAAAAUCAGGGAGGAGAUGGGGUGGGGGGCCGCGAGGGAUGGGAAGAUUGGUGCGUGGGAGAGGGUGAGGUUUGAUCAGGCGGGUUUCGAGGAGAGGUUUGGGUUGGGGGAGGUGGUGGCGGGGAAUUAUUUUGUUUGUUGA
This is a messenger RNA of Podospora anserina S mat+, 741 nucleotides long. RefSeq lists its product as uncharacterized. Gene Ontology annotation, biological process: regulation of Ras protein signal transduction; regulation of proteolysis. NCBI's taxonomy places the organism in Eukaryota, Fungi, Ascomycota, Sordariomycetes, Sordariales, Podosporaceae. Gene Ontology annotation, molecular function: peptidase inhibitor activity; phospholipid binding. The record is from RefSeq and is a predicted model, not a curated record. Bases 1 to 741 code for a protein of 246 amino acids. The transcript has a single exon.